Hypoxylon fragiforme is the source of this 2403-nucleotide messenger RNA. Its product is annotated as ATP-dependent DNA helicase. Gene Ontology annotation, molecular function: ATP binding; four-way junction helicase activity; 3'-5' DNA helicase activity. The record is from RefSeq and is a predicted model, not a curated record. The transcript is spliced from 3 exons. Gene Ontology annotation, biological process: double-strand break repair via homologous recombination. NCBI's taxonomy places the organism in Eukaryota, Fungi, Ascomycota, Sordariomycetes, Xylariales, Hypoxylaceae. Gene Ontology annotation, cellular component: chromosome; cytoplasm; nucleus. The coding region runs from base 1 to 2403 and encodes 800 amino acids.
AUGUCCGAAUACGACUCAUACGGCUCCGGCGACGAGCUCUUCGAUGAUGUCAAUGUGGAGAGUCUUGUUGCCACGACUAAACGCGCUCGCGCUGCUGAUGAUGACGACCAGCAACAAACCCAGCAGCCUGACAAACGAAUCAAGACACAAAACACUGAAGACACGGAACACAAUACCAUUGCUAAUGAAGACAUUGAUGACGAAGUUCUAGGACGUCUUGCCAAGACUGCGUUGAAAGAGAAUUUUGGGUUUGAAAUCUUUCGCCAUGAACAAUUCGCUGCCAUCAAAUCUAGCUUACGAGGCCAUAAUGUUCUCGUCGUCUUUCCUACCGGCGCUGGUAAGUCCCUAUGCUAUCAGAUCCCAGCAAUCACGUUUGAGAAGGUAGAUGCCAUCAACGGUAGAGGUGGUAUGGUGUCAGGCAUCACCAUUGUCGUGUCACCUCUGAUAGCUCUGAUGAAGGACCAAGUAGAUGCCUUACUACGUAGAGGUAUUGCGGCUGCGUGUAUAGACUCUAGCAAGACCCAGGACCAAGUCCAGUUAACCAUGGCCGCUAUAAGGAAGGGGCAACUGAGAUUACUCUACUGUGCACCCGAGAGAUUGAACAAUGAAGGUUUUGUCGAAAGCAUGAAGCAUGUUCCAGGAGGUGUUCGGCUUGUUGCUGUCGAUGAAGCCCAUUGUAUCUCCGAAUGGGGACAUUCCUUCCGGCCUGAUUAUCUCAAGGUAGCCCGCUUCGUUGAGGAGGUCAAGGCAGAAAGGGUCGUCUGUCUCACGGCCACGGCCACUCCUCGCGUUGCCGACGAUGUGGCCAAUGCAUUUAAUGUGCAGAAGUCAAACAUAUUCCGCACUUCCCCCUACCGACCCAACCUACAAUUAUGUGCCGAAUCGGGAAUGACGAAGCAAGGCAAGUUUCCAAAGAUUUUUGCUUUCUUGCGCAAACAUCCCGGCUCAACUCUCGUCUAUGUAACACUUCAGAAACAAGCCGAGUACCUUGCGGCGGACCUCAUCGAACAAGGCUUUGAUGCAGUCGCUUUCCAUGCCGGCCUCCCAACGGACGUCAAGGUCAAAGUCCAAGAUGACUUCAUGGCUGGCAGAGUUCGCAUAGUUGUAGCGACAAUUGCGUUUGGCAUGGGAAUUGACAAGCCCGACAUACGCAACAUCCUGCACUUUGAUCUCCCAGCCACAGUGGAAGAAUAUUCCCAGCAGAUCGGACGCGCAGGGAGAGAUGGCAAGCCCAGCUAUUGUAUGUUCUAUCUCUGCCACGAGGACUUCUACAUUCGAGAGAACUUUGCUCGAGGUGACCUACCCUCCUUGCAAUCUCUGCGUCGACUAUUAGAUGAUAUAUUCCACCGACCAGCCGUUCCUGCUGUAGAAGGAAAUGUCAUCAAGCUGAACCAGACGGCUUUGGGUCAGGAUUAUGAUAUUCGAUCUAGUCCCCUUGCCAUUUUGCUGUCAACACUUGAGUUGCGAUUUGGCCUGAUCCGGGCCAUAACACCGGAAUACACUUCGUAUAAGUUCGAGGCCAAGCAUGGCUACCUGAUGAAAAACCCUAGUACGGUCAAUUCGAAGGAGGAGAAGGCGAUUUUGUUAAACGCCAAAAAGGCUAUUACGUUGUAUACCAUCGAUGUAAAUGCAACCGCAAAUUCUGCCGGAUUGUUGCGCGCCGAUAUCAUUCGAAAGCUGAACGAUUAUCACGACAGCGGCAUCAUCCAACUCAAGACGGGUGGUGUUGAAAAUAGGUACAAAAUCCUGAAGCCGCUUCCAAACACGGCGAAGGAGAUUGACGAGAUCACGGACAAGGUCUAUAUUGAUAUGCAGAAUCGUGAAGAAGACGCGCUGAAACGCACGCAAGAGGUGGCUGAUCUGAUUACUGGUGACAAAUGCUUUGCUCUAAGCCUUGCCCAACAUUUCGGCAUGAGCUUGCCAGACGGACUGACUAAAUGCGGCCACUGCACGCACUGCCUAACAGGAAAACGCGUCAUACUGCCGCCGAUGCAGCCACCACCCGUCAAUUUAAAGGGGAUAUUCAACAUCCUUCAGGAGUGCAACGUUCGGGACGACCCGAGAUUCCUAGCCAGAGUUGCUUUCGGUAUCAAAAGCCCUCGAGUCAUCCAGCUCAAACUACACACGAGUAAGGUAUUCGCAUCGUUGGCAGAUCACGACUUCAAGUCUCUAUUGAAGGAGUUCACCAAAGCGUGCGAGGCAGCGAAUUUCAAGAACGAAGAUCGGUUGCCUAAGCCGACUGCUCGUUCAUCUGUGGGAAAGAAAGCUGGCAAGUAUACUGGCAAGUAUACUGGCAGUUAUGCUGGCAAGUUCACUGGUAGUUAUGCUGGCAAGUCCACUGGCAGUUAUGCUGGCAAGUCUGCUGGCAAGUCUACUGGCAAGUAUGGUUCGAGAUAUAAAUAA